AUGGCUGCAAGGAGAAACCUCCGCGGGACUGCUGAAUUGGUCGUCGACACCAUCGUCGACCGUGCUGUCGACAUCGAGAGGAAUUACAGGCCUGGUGUUGAUUUAUCAAUGGGCAUAGCCACUUACAAUGCUAUCCCAAUUGCUACUUCGACCCGUGCUCUGGGAGAGUGGGUUUUGCCUCGUGAGAAAAUAUAUCAACAUCGGUGGUAUAUCGCAAGCCUCUGGGGUGGUCGUUCAGCCAAUAUCAUGGGAACUGCCAUUCACACUGACUUCUUCGCCUCCCUCUUCAGCUCGAUUGACGUACACAACUACUCCCAUGUUCAUUAUACCCUUCAAUUCCAGGCUCGAGAGAGAGAGAGGACGAAGCAGUGA
Molecule: messenger RNA, 372 nt
Organism: Exophiala bonariae
Lineage: Eukaryota; Fungi; Ascomycota; Eurotiomycetes; Chaetothyriales; Herpotrichiellaceae
Exons: 2
Coding region: 1-372 (123 amino acids)
Source: RefSeq, a predicted model, not a curated record